GUUUAUUUUCCUUAUCCUGUGUACUAUAGCGAAAUAAAUAAUCGGAGCGACGAUCUGGUAAGCGGAACAGUUGGAGAGAAAUGUAUGCCGCUGCCGGUGGCGCCAGUUUGGCAUCACGCCAGGCACGACAAAGGCAACGCCAGCAAAAGAAAUCGCAGCAGCUGCAGGCAAAACUACAUCCCCCUAAGGCACCUUGUCCAUCGGUGGGCGAACAUGGCGCUUCAACGCCAACGCGCCAUUCUCGGCAAUUCCACCAACUCCCGAACAACUAUCUGCGAACACCGCAGGCGCAGGGGCGCAAACUUAGUGCUAGUUAUACGGCGCAAUCGAAGCUUUUACUGCCAAUCGAUGAGGGCGACACACAAUCGGUUAUGCAUAUGCGAAUCCACUCGCACCCACAUGCGCAUGGACAUAGCCAUCAUGCUCACAGCCACAGCCAUCAGGAACACCAACAUAUGGUUCCAUAUACCGGUCAUCAUCACCAUGGACGUGUAUCGCCGAAGCUUGUACACCGUCAUUCGGGCAGUAGCGGAACAAGCUUUCACCAUUCCCAUCUACCGAAAUCGGCAACUGCCACUCUACCGCUUGUCUCACAAGUUGAAGCCACACCACCGACGUCGCCAUCGGGCGUAGCCGCCGCCGGCAAGCCGGAUGACGCGACAGCUCUCCCACCAACGACAUGUCAGGAGGCAGGUAUUCCUAUGGCCUAUCAUGACAGUAUUAUUGUGACGCCGGCCACACCGAUGGCGUCGCCCGGGCACGUGGCCAAACCACACGAAGAACUUCCCGAUGCUGUUGCAGAAAAACAACCGCUUACCGCGGCCGCAGACUCUUGUGAUGACGAUGACCAAGCGCACCCACCCACCGGACCCCUAGAACGCAAAUGCAGUGUCUACCGCAUGAGGCGUAGCGACGCCUUUGAACAUGACCCCCCGGUUGUCAUUGGUGGUGUUCGGAGACAAUUCAAAGAGCUUCAAUUCAACCAACAGAACCAACACUACGAACCUCUGCUUACCGACGAUCCGCACCUCGUAUUCAAGGGCUUGCCGUCGACCACCGCCGGUCGUAAAAUCCAAAUUUGCGCCUACUGUGAGGAAGGUAUAUGCGUCUGUGAACACAUUGAGUGUGCUCAGGGAAGAGCUGCUUGGUUGGAACGCGGACGUCGUUGCAGUGUACAGGAGGCACAGCAACAAGCGACAUGCCACCGUCGGUGGGUAAAAAGAAAUCGGAUACAAGACGCCUCUUUAGGCGGUUCGUCGGACGAUGAGGAUUUUUUGGGCGUAUUAAGGGGUCCAAGCACAUUUGCAAAUGCUUUCCUAUAUGUUGGGCUGGGUACGAUAGCCCUGGGUCUUGUUAUAGCAUUUGUUGGAACCGGUGAGAAGGGAUUUAAAACCGUUGAGCUGCGUCUUAUCGGACCAUCACUUAUCGGCCUCGGAUUUAUAUGCUGCUUGCUGAGAAUUCUGUUCUGCAUUUGUCCCUCUCAUUGCAUAGCAAAUAAAAAGAAUGACCGAAAGAAAAAUGGCAAUAAAAUCGAUGCCGAUUACACCACAUCUCUGUUGCGAGGUGAAAUAAAACGCGUGUCCAUCACACGAGCUCCUGGUCAACAGUCUCGCGUUGGUCAUAAGAGGUCCAAUAGUAAAAUGUUAAAUGAAGGUAUGGAGGCAUUACGUCAAAUUGCAACCACUUCGCUAUUUAUGCAAAACGAGCAGAAGCCUAUGACAAACCGUAUAGUUCCCAUAAUAAAAGAGCCAGAUGUUACAGCCGGUAAGCAUUUUAAAAAAACCGAUAUUGCUAAUACAAGCAGGGCGAGUAGGUCAAGUUCACAAAAUAAAAGUGCAACAAAAGAGGAAAUCGAACGUAAUGAGAGUACUGCCGUUCAAAAUGCUCCUCCCACCAAUCUUGGGGACAAAAAUAUUUCUUCUCCGGUUCCUCCGGUUAGCGGUUUCAACAGCAAUAAAUUGUCACGUCAACGUAUUUCAGUUCACCAGCAAAACUCAGCAGCUUCUUUAUUACUACACAAUGGGCAGCCCCUAUCUUCAAAGGAUGACGCGAAAGAUCUACAAAUGGAAACAUCGUUAAUAUUUGUAAGAAAUCCCAAUUUGGAGAAGGAAAUGUGUCCACCCCUGCACCCUACCACAACGUCCGCAGCUACAUCGAGGACAUGUCCGUCCUCAGUUUCCACGCAUCUGUCGCCGCCUGAAUCCACAGACAUACCUACAAUACACAGCUCCAAUGUUAUUAAUAGCAUAAAACAAAAAACUGAAGCGUACAAUACAACCAACACAGCAAGUACUUAUGCUGCAGCAUUAGCUGCGGCUGCAUCGUCUCGUGGUAACAGUGAGCGGACAGAGAGCCUUGUACGGGGGCCUCUUGCAAUGCCACUCUCAAUGCUGACAGCAUCGACAUCCACAUAUGCCUUGCCAUCAUCAGCUCCAAGCAUUUCUUUGACUAAAUCAAUAACGACGAGCCCACUACCAGUUCAGCCAUCAACAGCACCAACAUUUUCAAAGACGACUGAUCAAUCCGGUGCGAUUAGUCAACAAAUAAUGCCAGGUCAGGUGAUUGAUGAAACCUUUAUGGGCCAAACGUUAUCUAGUACUGAUGAAAAGAACAGUGAACCUCCUCAAAGCCAUCCGGUUCUAAAAUUUCCUGCAUCUACCAUGUUAUCUUCCACAUAUUCAGGAAGUUCGUCGACGCUUUCGCCCAACAGCCUAGUAGGUUCCACUUCGUUUUCUGUGUCCUCGACUUUACCUACACCAUUGGGUAAAUUUGAACCUGAGAUUCUGCUGAGUCCUGCCAAACUAGGGCAAUAA
Musca vetustissima is the source of this 2813-nucleotide messenger RNA. RefSeq lists its product as uncharacterized. NCBI's taxonomy places the organism in Eukaryota, Metazoa, Arthropoda, Insecta, Diptera, Muscidae. The transcript is spliced from 6 exons. The record is from RefSeq and is a predicted model, not a curated record. The coding region runs from base 81 to 2813 and encodes 910 amino acids.